This is a messenger RNA of Oreochromis aureus, 5118 nucleotides long. Its product is annotated as interferon-induced very large GTPase 1-like. Lineage: Eukaryota; Metazoa; Chordata; Actinopteri; Cichliformes; Cichlidae. Bases 1 to 5118 code for a protein of 1705 amino acids. The record is from RefSeq and is a predicted model, not a curated record. The transcript has 10 exons. Gene Ontology annotation, molecular function: GTP binding.
AUGCCAAAUCCACUCGACAUAAUCACUGCUCUCUUUCUGUGUUCUGAUGGUUUUGUACAGCAGGAAAUCGCACUAAAAAUGUCCAUGUGUCAGUUCUCUUUUCCUCUGCUGCUUCCAAAUUGUGACACCAAUCAGUGCACACUCAUGCUGUGGGCCAUGAGAGACAUUGUUAAAAAGUACAGACCUCAGUCUCUGUCAGAGUCCAAGGGCUUCAUUGAAGACAGAAUCGUUCUCUCUGAACUUCCAAUGAUCUCUUUUGUCAGACUGGGUGAGUGCUCCUCAUCCAAAUCAGAGAUUCUCAAUAAGCUUCUGAGCAAUUCUCAGCAGUACCAUGACACCUUUGUUCAUCGCAACAUGGAGUGUGGUGACAGUCCAAGAGCAAUAUCCAACGGACUGACUGAAAUUACUUGGUAUCUUCCUGGUGGAAACACAAACAUUGAUAUUUUCAGUCAGCCAGUGGCUGUAGCUAACCUUCGUGGGGACAUUGAAUCUUUUGAAACACAAUACUCCUUUUUGUGUCAGACAUCUGCUGCAGUUUUUGUGUUCUUUGACGAUUUGGACUCUGAGUCCGAGCGCAGUCUACUCACUAACCAAAACCACAAGACACAGAUCUUUUUGGUUGGUAAUGGUGAAAGUAAUUACGAGGUUUUAAGAACAGUAGCAAACAAAUUGGGCUUGAAUAAUAACAACAUCAUAACUAAGAAGAAACAAAAGAAUGAUGCAGAUUUUAUACACUACUUGCAAUGUAUAAUCAGAGAUGUAGUUGAGAACUCAGCAAUGAAGAUUCCAGUAGAGCAGAUGGCAGACAUUGCACAUAAACUGGGAAUCCUGGUUGAUGAAGACUCUCCAGAGUGCCAGACUGCAAAGAGAAAUGCAGAAGCCAUCACUGCUGAAAUUCAAGACAUCCUGAAAUACAAAGAAGAUCAGCUUCCACGACAAGGUGAAAUAUGGAAAGAACUGACCUGGUUACAGAGGGAAGAAUGUCAACUUCAGAAGAUUGGCUCUAAAAAUAUAGAAGAUUACAAAAGCGAACUUCAGAAAAAGAAAAAAGAACUGCGGAAAAAGCAGAAUUCUUAUGACAUGUCGACAGCUAUGACGUGCUUUAUCAAUGCAAUAUCAAGCCCAGGAACAGAGAGGUUUUAUUUCUUGAAAUGGAUGCGAAUGAACCUCGAUAACAUGUCUCGUGUAAAACUGUCUGACCUUCGUGAGAAAUAUAAAGAAAAACGCAAGAACCCUGAGAACAAAGAGGAGAUCAAAGAAAUUGACAGACAAAUUUCCAACAGCUCACUGGGGACUGAACACUUCUUCCGUGAAAUGGGUCAGAUCUAUGAAGCCUCACUGUCCCUUCCACAAACAGAUCCAGCACGUCAACAGCUGCAGCAUCUGCCCAAACUGUGUGCAGAGUUGUUGCUUGAUGGAUUUCCUCUUGAGCUUGUAGAUGGAGAUGCAUCCAACAUCCCUCUCAGAUGGGUGAGUGAUGUUCUCUCUCAGCUCAGUGACUUGGUGUCUCCAAACAGAAAGAUCCUGGUAGUCACAGUUCUUGGAGUUCAGAGCACAGGAAAGUCCACUCUCCUUAACACCAUGUUUGGAGUGCAGUUUGCAGUCAGCAGUGGUCGAUGUACUCGAGGUGCCUUUAUGCUGCUCAUCAAAAUCAAUGAAGACAUGAAAAAAGUCCUAAACUGUGACUUCAUUCUGAUCAUUGACACUGAGGGCUUAAAGUCACCAGAACUUGCACAACUGUACAACAGCUAUGAGCACGACAAUGAGCUUGCUACACUUGUUAUUGGGCUGAGUGAUGUCACCAUUGUUAAUAUUGCAAUGGAGAAUUCAACUGAAAUGAAGGACAUCCUACAAAUAGUUGUGCAUGCUUUUCUCAGGAUGAAGGAGGUGGGCAAAAAGCCGAGAUGUGUGUUUGUUCACCAGAAUGUGUCCGAUGUUUCAGCCCAUGAGAAGAACUCACGAGACAGGAAACUGCUCCUGGAACAGUUAAAUGAGAUGACCCAGGCAGCAGCCAGAAUGGAAAAGAAAGAGGAGAACAAGAGCUUCACUGAUGUGAUGGAGUACAGUCCAGACACUGGGAACUGGUACAUUCCUGGACUCUGGAAUGGAAACCCACCAAUGGCACCAGUCAGUGUAGGGUACAGUGAGGCUGUAUAUGAGCUCAAGAAACACAUCAUCAAACUGCUGGGAAACUAUGAGUGUUCAGCUAAGGAUAUCUUGGAUUUCAAAGAGUGGAUGGAAAACUUAUGGAAUGCAGUAAAGCACGAAAACUUCAUCUUCAGCUUCAGAAACAACCUAGUAGCUGAUGCAUACAUGAGACUCUGCACAGAAUUCAACAAAUGGGAGUGGGAAUUCAAAACAGCAAUGUACACCUGGGUAACAAAUGCAGAAAAAAGAAUUUCCAAUUUUGGUACAAUUGCUGUAAAAGCUGAAUCUUCUGACAUGAGAGAAUUUCUCACAUCUUUGAAAAGUGAAGCCUCCACAGUGCUGUCCACAUGGGAGACAAGACUUUUAGAAAAUCUGAGACAAUAUUUUAAGAAAACAGAGGGUCAUGUUUAUCUGGUUGAAGGAUACAAAGAGGAAUUCUCAAGCAAUGUAAAGAGCCUUCGGCGUGAAUUGGAAAGGAGUGUUUUUAAUCAGCUCACAGCAGCAGCAGAAAUAACACAGGAAAUGAUAGAAAUUGAUCAAAUAAAAGAGAAUCACAUAAAAGAGAUUGAAAAUGCAGUUUGGGGACUGGUUCACGAAUGCUGGAAAAAUAAUGAUCAGAUUAUUUUUGGAGAGACAGAACUUGAAAAUAAGUUUCACAAGAUGUGGAACGACAUGCUGAAGGGACUUCCUUGCUAUGUGAGGCUGCAGCGGACCAACUUCCUGUUCUCUCAGACGCAGUUCGGGAAAAGAUACGAGUGCUCCUGUGAUUCUUUCUCUGAGACUCUACCUUUAUUUUUACAGUUGGAAGUUACUGUAGCGCGGCACCGCAGCGGCGGUAAAGCCGAGCCGCGCAGCCCCAAGUCUCGCGAGAUUUACCGCGAGUUAUCGCGAGAGUUACCGCGAGAGUUCGCCAGCCCGCGGGAUGUAUUUAAACUUGAAACACAGUUGGAGAGCUUAUUGAAGGAUUUUGGCUUGGACCAGCACUACACAGUGAAGCUGUCACUCAGCAAAAUACUUGAAAUUGAUGAGAAGACCAUCACUGAUCUACCUGCCAAGUGCAAAUCAGACCUUCCAUGGUACUUUUUAAAGAAACUGAUGAUGGACACGAAACAGUGCACACUCAUGCUGUGGGCCAUGAGAGACAUUGUUAAAAAGUACAGACCUCGGUCUCUAUCCGAGUCCAAGGGCUUCAUUGAAGACAGAAUCGUUCUCUCUGAACUUCCAAUGAUCUCUUUUGUCAGACUGGGUGAGUGCUCUUUAUCCAAGUCAGAGAUUCUCAAUAAGCUUCUGAGCAAUUCUCAGCAGUACCAUGACACCUUUGUUCAUCGCAACAUGGAGUGUGAGCAGAUGGCAGAAAUUGCCCAUGAACUGGGAAUCCUGGUUGAUGAAGACUCUCCAGAGUGCCAGAGUGCAAAGAAAAAUGCAGAAGCCAUCACUGCUGAAAUUCAAGACAUCCAUAAAUUCAAAGAAGAUCAGCUUCCACGACAAGGUGAAAUAUGGAAAGAACUCACCUGCUUAGAGAAGGAAGAAUUUCGGCUUAAAAAAGUUGGCUCUAAAAAUACAGAAGAUUACAAAAGUGAACUUCAGCUACAGAAAAAAGAACUGCGGAAAAAGCAGAACUCUUAUUAUAUGUCGACAGCUAUGACGUGCUUUAUCAAUGCAAUAUCAAGCCCAGGAACAGAGAGGUUUUAUUUCCUGAAAUGGAUGCGAAUGAACCUUGAUAACCUGUCUUGUGUAAAACUGUCUGAACUUCGGGAGAAAUACAAAGAAAAAUGCAAGAACUCUGAGAACAAAGAGGAGAUCAAGAAAAUUGACAGACAAAUUUCCAACAGCUCACUGGGGACUGAACACUUCUUCCGUGAAAUGGGUCAGAUCUAUGAAGCCUCACUGUCCCUUCCACAAACAGAUCCAGCACGUCAACAGCUGCAGCAUCUGCCCAAACUGUGUGCAGAGUUGUUGCUUGAUGGAUUUCCUCUUGAGCUUGUAGAUGGAGAUGCAUCCAACAUCCCUCUCAGAUGGGUGAGUGAUGUUCUCUCUCAGCUCAGUGACUUGGUGUCUCCAAACAGAAAGAUCCUAGUAGUCACAGUUCUUGGAGUUCAGAGCACAGGAAAGUCCACUCCCCUUAACACCAUGUUUGGAGUGCAGUUUGCAGUCAGCAGUGGUCGAUGUACUCGAGGUGCCUUUAUGCUGCUCAUCAAAAUCAAUGAAGACAUGAAAAAAGUCCUAAACUGUGACUUCAUGGUGAUCAUUGACACUGAGGGCUUAAAGUCACCAGAACUUGCACAACUGUACAACAGCUAUGAGCAUGACAAUGAGCUUGCUACACUUGUUGUAGGGCUGAGUGAUGUCACCAUUGUUAAUAUUGCAAUGGACAAUUCAACUGAAAUGAAGGACAUCCUACAAAUAGUUGUGCAUGCUUUUCUCAGGAUGAAGGAGGUGGGCAAAAAGCCGAGAUGUCAGUUUGUUCACCAGAAUGUGUCCGAUGUUUCAGCCCAUGAGAAGAACUUACGAGACAGGAAACUGCUCCUGGAACAGUUAAAUGAGAUGACCCAGGCAGCAGCCAAAAUGGAAAAGAAAGAGGAGAACAAGAGCUUCACUGAUGUGAUGGAGUACAGUCCAGACACUGGGAACUGGUACAUUCCUGGACUCUGGAAUGGAAACCCACCAAUGGCACCAGUCAAUGCAGGCUACAGUGAGGCUGUAUAUGAGCUCAAGAAACACGUCAUCCAACUGCUGGGAAACUGUGAGUCAUCUGCUAAUGAUGUCUCUGAGUUUAAAGAGUGGAUGACAAGCCUGUGGACUGCAGUAAAGCAUGAAAACUUCAUCUUCAGCUUCAGAAACAGCCUCAUAGCUGAUGCAUACAUGAGACUCUGCACAGAAUUCAACAAAUGGGAGUGGGAAUUCAAAAAAGAAAUGUACACCUGGGUAAAGCGUCCACACUGCUGUCCACAUGGGAGACAAAACUUCUAG